CCUUUCAAAGAUAUAGGAUCGAACGAUGGGUUCAGGUUCUAGCCGAUCAAGAUCCGGUCAAGCUCCGGCCGGGACAGUCAACAGAUCAGGUGAUGGUCGGAGCUCCUCUUCUUCAGACCCCAAGAAAACAGGAUGGGAAUGGUUUGAGAUCAACUUCAGCUCCAUGGAAUUAGGAUUCGAUUCCGACGAUGAAGGGGAUGCUGGUGAUGAUGCUCCUCCUGUGGAUACUUCCCCUGUGACUCCUGGACCUGAGGUAGCCGGGGAGGAUGGAGGUGGAACAGCACCUACGGAAGACCCGGAAACAGCUGCUGAUUCUGCAGCCAGUGGAGGAGCUGGUGGAGCUGACGUGCCCCCAGCGGGAGAAACAGCUGAUCCAUCUCCUGGAGAAUCGGUGGGAGAAUCGGAUCCUGCUGUGACGGAAAGCGAUCCUGCUGCAAAGCCCGAACCAGCCCCUGCCAAUGCCUCCGAAUCGACUCCUGCUCCUGUUCCAGCUCCUGCACCUGCGGCCCCUGAUCUCUCCGAUCUGCCAUCACUCUCCGUUACUGGGGUUAAUCUAUUUGAAUUAGAGAAUGCGAAAGCACAUCACACCGAUGAGUUUGAACAGGACGCGAGUGGAAACCCUUGUUUGAUUGUCAGGAGAGGUCAAGAAUUCACCAUGAAGGUCAACCUCAACCGGAAGUACUAUCCAGAAAUAGAAAAGAUACUUCUACGAUUUGCAGUAAACACAAAGAUUCCCCGACCUACGAAUGGAACAAUGAUAACACUUCCUUUGAACGGUCCCACUGAAGAAGGGGAAUGGAGUGUCAAGGUUGAAUCGAUCGAGGAAAAAUCUGUGAAGGUAAAGGUGAAGAGCGCCCACACAGCCAUUGUUGGCUGCUACAUGCUGACCGUCAUUGUGAAGUACCUCAAGUCUGGCGUGCGACGAGAGUUCGCCCAAAGGAAAAACAAAAUCAACAUGCUCUUCAACCCUUGGUUUGAAAAGGACUCGGUGUUCCUCGAGAGCGAAGAUGAGAGAAAGGAAUACGUCAUGGAGGACAUGGGUCUUAUCUGGCGUGGAUCCUACAAGAACUUCCACGCCAAAAAAUGGAACUUUGGACAGUUCGACCUUGAUGUACGAGAAGUGGUCUUUCAGCUUCUUGAGGACUACAUCAAAGCGGAAGACAGGUGGAAUCCGAUUAAGGUAUCUCGGGUGAUGUCGUCGAUCAUUAAUGAAUCUGGUCGAGGUCUUACAGGCAUACUGGUCGGUAACUGGAGUGGGUCCUAUGAUGAUGGUACAAGUCCCACCAAGUGGAACGGUAGUGUGGCGAUCUUAGAGGAGUAUAAAGAAACAGGAAGCCCUGUUUUGUACGGACAAUGUUGGGUCUUCUCUGGAGUCUUCACCACCAUCCUGCGUUGCCUUGGUAUACCCGCACGGAGCGUCACCAACUUCGCUUCAGCUCAUGACACCGACGACAAUAUGACCAUCGAUAAGUACGUUGACCUCUGGGGGAACGACCUCAAGAGAGGUCACGACUCGGUGUGGAACUUCCACGUCUGGAACGAGGCCUGGAUGACAAGACCAGAUCUAGAUCCUGGACUAGGAGGGUGGCAGGCUGUGGACGCUACGCCUCAGGAAACCAGUGACGGACAAUUCCAGUGUGGCCCUGCCCCUGUGAUUGCUGUCAAACGAGGUUUGGUGAACCAAGGACAUGACACUCGGUUUGUAUUCGCAGAGGUCAAUGCUGACAGGGUUACCUGGGAGGUCCGGAAGUGGAAACAUAACCCCAAUGACCCCAUGUCAGCAAGCUUCAAACACAUUGGUCUCUCCAAUAACUCAGUGGGCAAGAACAUAAGCACCAAAGCCGUGGGGAGUGAUGCAAGAAACGACGUAACGUCGGAGUACAAGUUUCCUGAAGGAUCUGCGGAGGAACGUGCAGCAGUCAUGAACGCGGUCAACAAGGGUAUGAGCCGCGGUGUUUACCGGGAAGACGGGUCGGUUGACGAUGUCGUCUUCGUCGUCGAUGACAUCAGUGACGUCUGGAUCGGCGACCCAUUCCGAGUCCGCGUCAAGGCUACGAAUAAAUGCGACAAGGACCGGACAAUUUUCAUGAAGUUGAAUGUUGAGAGCUGCUAUUAUACAGGUAUUGCGCUGGAAUCUAUAAAGAAAGAGAAGAUGACCUUCAAGAUUGGUCCCGGAGAAACGAUCGAGAAUAACAUUAACAUCGAGGUCGAUGACUACCUCGGCAAGAUCGACGACCAGGCAUUAAUCUCAGUGUUCGGGAUCGUCUCGGUCAAGGAAUCAAGCAAGACUGCCACGAUUCUUGAUGAGAUCCGACUCAAGAUACCUGACCUAGAGGUCAAAGGUGAGGUCAACGGAUCAGAGGUCUGCCUUACGGUAGGGUUCAAGAACCCACUUCAAAGGACACUGACCGAUUGCGAGUUUGUUGUGGAAGCUCCGAAACUUGUCAAACCAUUCACCGUAAAACACCAAAACAUACAAGCUGGUGAAACGAUAUCGAAGGAGAUCAAAUUCAAGGCAAGAGCUCGCGGACGAAAGGAAGUCCUCGUCGAGUUCGACUCGCAGUACCUCAAAGACGUCACCGGGUCCGUUGUCGUACAUGUCAAGGAAGUCUAAUGAGCUGUUAAGACAUCACUAAGCCUCAAGAACAAAGGACAAAGAAAUGCCUACAGAGUAUAAGAAUCACAACCGUCCUGAUAUGGAAUAUCUCUCCCAAAUAUUGUCAAUUAAAUGUGUUAAAGAGAAAUAAUCAAAAUGCUGCAAUAAUUGUCAGUCAAAUUCUUGAAAAAAUAUUUUCAUGUAAUCUAUGCAAGUUUAAGCCAAUCAGGAGUGGUGAUUUGUAAACUGACUAUGCAAAUAUGAAAUUUCUUUUAAAGACAUGUCUGAAAGGGAUUUUGGAACGCUAUAUUUUAGAUCCCGUUAUAUCCUCAUAAAAUGAUCAUCCUUAAAAUUCAUUUCUCUGAUAUUUUAAAGCGAAAAAAUAUUAUCACUAUAUUUCUUGAAAUAUUUUAUGCAAAUAAUAUAUAAAUAUAUGU
Lytechinus variegatus (green sea urchin) is the source of this 3033-nucleotide messenger RNA. Its product is annotated as protein-glutamine gamma-glutamyltransferase 4-like. Gene Ontology annotation, biological process: peptide cross-linking. Gene Ontology annotation, molecular function: protein-glutamine gamma-glutamyltransferase activity. Bases 26 to 2614 code for a protein of 862 amino acids. The transcript has 12 exons. Lineage: Eukaryota; Metazoa; Echinodermata; Echinoidea; Temnopleuroida; Toxopneustidae. The record is from RefSeq and is a predicted model, not a curated record.